GCGAGUUUAAAGUCCAAGUUGGAGAGCUGGAAGCCGUGGACACCUGCCUUCCUCCUCCCGCAAUUCUUCUGGCCCCGGGCUCCGUUUCUCCCUCCCUCUGCGGCUCGCCGGGCCGACCCGCUCGUCGCCCGGAGAGGCAUGACCUGGAUGGGGUGGCCAGGAGCCCCUGGACCUGGGUGGCUUCUGCUGGUACUGCUCGUCUGUUCUUCGGCCAUGGCACACGACUCCCGAUCGUUGGGCGUCCAGGUCGUCGCCCGGGACAACACAUCCAUCAGCCUGAACUGGACAGCCGUGGCCAACGUCAGCCAUUACUCCGUCAGCUGGUGGGCGGACGGGGGCAAAAACGGCUCAGAAAACACCACCCUCCCCUAUAUUGUGGUGGGCGGUCUAGACGCAGGGACCUGGUACAAUUUCAGCGUGAUCGCCGCCGGAAACACUAGCUCGGACAACAUCGGGGCAGCCACAGUCCCUAACGAGGUGACGGGCUUGGAGACAGUGGACCGGAGCAAUACUUCCAUCACUCUCAACUGGACGACGCCCUUGGGCAGCCCGGAUCCAGACUACAAUUACCAGAUCAACUGGACCCUGAGUGGAGUCCCCAAUGGGACACAUGACACCAACAGCACUUCUAUCACGGUGGAGAACCUCCAGCCGGCGACCCUGUACGUUUUCACCGUGGAGGCUGAGCGGUACCAAGUCUACAGCGGAGCCACGGCGCUCAGCGAUGCCACAGUCCCUAACGAGGUGACGGGCCUGAAGACAGUGGACCGGAGCAAUACUUCCAUCACUCUCAACUGGACGACGCCCUUGGGCAGCCCGGAUCCAGACUACAAUUACCGGAUCAACUGGACCCUGAGUGGAGUCCCCAAUGGGACACAUGACACCAAAAGCACUUCUAUCACGGUGGAGAACCUCCAGCCGGCGACCCUGUACGUUUUCACGGUGGAGGCUGAGCGGUACCAAGUCUACAGCGGAGCCACGGAGCUCAGCGAUGCCACAGCUCCCAACAGGGUCAGGGACCUGAAGCUGGACACCCGGACCAACCACUCCAUCAGCCUCAACUGGACAUCCCCUGAGAACCCCCCAGAUAUGAACUAUAGCUACUUGGUAGCCUGGACUAGGGGCAGAGUCUCCGAUGGGAAAAUGAACACCAAUCUCACCCAGAUCACAGUGGACACUCUCGACCCUGGGACCUUAUACAAUUUCACAGUGGCGGCUCACAAGUACGACAUUGGCAGUGUAGUUGAGACCCUUCAGGUGGCCACAGUCCCUAACCAGGUGACGGACCUGAAGACAGUGGGCCGGGGCAACGAUUCCAUCGCUCUCAACUGGACGAUGCCCUUGGGCAGCCCAGACCCAGCCUACUGCUAUCGGGUCAACUGGACCCUGAGCGGAGCUGCCGGCGGGAUGCGUGACACCACGAACACUUCUAUGACCGUGGAGCAGCUCGAGCCGGCGACCCUGUACAACUUCAGCGUGGUGGCCCGGCGGCACCAAGUCUGCAGCGGAGCCACGGAACUCAGAGAUGCCACGGCUCCCAACAGGGUCAGGGACCUGAAGCUGGACACCCGGACCAACCACUCCAUCAGCCUCAACUGGACAUCCCCUGAGUACCCCCCAGACAUAAACUAUAGCUACUUGGUAGCCUGGACCGGGGGCAGAGUCUCCGAUGGGAAGAUGAACACCAGUCUCACCCAGAUCACAGUGGACACUCUCGACCCUGGGACCUUAUACAGUUUCACAGUGGCGGCUCACAAGUACAACAUUGACAGUGUAGUUGAGACCCUUCAGGUGGCCACAGUCCCUAACCAGGUGACGGACCUGAAGACAGUGGGCCGGGGCAACGAUUCCAUCGCUCUCAACUGGACGAUGCCCUUGGGCAGCCCAGACCCAGCCUACUGCUAUCGGGUCAACUGGACCCUGAGCGGAGCUGCCGGCGGGACGCAUGACACCACAAACACUUCUAUGACCGUGGAGCAGCUCGAGCCGGCGACCCUGUACAACUUCAGCGUGGUGGCCCGGCGGCACCAAGUCUGCAGCGGAGCCACGGAGCUCAGAGAUGCCACGGCUCCCAACAGGGUCAGGGACCUGAAGCUGGACACCCGGACCAACCACUCCAUCAGCCUCAACUGGACAUCCCCUGAGUACCCCCCAGACAUAAACUAUAGCUACUUGGUAGCCUGGACUGGGGGCAGAGUCUCCGAUGGGAAGAUGAACACCAGUCUCACCCAGAUCACAGUGGACACUCUCGACCCUGGGACCUUAUACAGUUUCACAGUGGCGGCUCACAAGUACAACAUUGACAGUGUAGUUGAGACCCUUCAGGUGGCCACAGCCCCAAACCAGGUCACAGAUCUGGGGGUGGAAGCCCACAACAGCAGCUUCAUGAUGCUCAACUGGACGGCCCCUUCUGGCCCCCCGGGCUCGGCCUACACCUACCGGGUCAACUGGACCCCGGGCGAACUCGCCAAUGGGACCACCGUCGACAACGGGACCGUCCUCUCCAACGGGACGUGCGACACCGAGGACCCCUGGUACACCGUGGGGCAUCUGACCCCCGGGAUCCCGUACGUCUUCAGCGUGCAGGCCGAGAGGGACGGGGUCCUCGGCUCGCCCCGGAGGAUCUCCGAGGCCACAGCUCCCAGCUCCGUCUCUGUCUCCUGCCACGGCGUGUCCGGGGGCUACAGAGUCUCCUUCAGGUGGUCCUGCCCCCAGGGAGCCCACCAGGCCUUCUCCUACCAGGUGGGGGAUGGACAGAGGGUCACGACUCUGGCUUGCGAGCAGCCGGUGGUGGUGGGAGGUCUACAGCCGGCCCGCUCCUACCCCGUCACGGUCUGGACGGUGUCCAACGAGAAGGAGGCCGCCUCAUCUCCCGUGGUCUGCUCCACUGACGACGCAGGAGUCAUCGCUGGCUCCAUCAUUGGCGUCCUACUCUUCAUUCUCCUGGCUGGGCUGCUAGUUUUCUUCUUGAUGCGGCGGAGAGAGAAGAUGGAGAAACCUCCUUCCGCAGACCUGUUCUCUAGGCCCCCCCAAGAUAUUCCUGCUCACCAUUUUGAGGAACACGUCAACAGGAAUCUGAGAGAUUGCAACUAUGGCUUUGCAAAGGAGUAUCAGGAAUUGGCAUCAGAGGGGCAGGGGCAGUCGCAGAUGGUGGCCAAACAGCCGGAAAACAAGGAGAAGAAUCGAUACAGCAACGUGCUGCCCUAUGACUCCUACAGGGUGCCCCUCCAGCUAAUCCCCGGGGAGCCCGGCUCCGAUUACAUCAAUGCCAGCUUCAUCCCCGGUUACGAGAACCCCCGGGAGUUUGUGGCCACGCAAGGCCCGCUUAACGUAACAGUGGGAGAUUUUUGGCGCCUGGUGUGGGAACAGGAGAGCGACACCGUGGUCAUGCUGACCAACUGCUUGGAGUCCAGCCGGGUGAAAUGUGAGCCCUACUGGCCCCUGGACUCCAAGCCCUGCACUUUUGGAGCCCUGAGGGUAACCCUAGUCUCCGAGACUGCGGCCCUUCACUGGACCCUGCGGGACCUCCAUCUGCAGCACACGAAGAAGUCUGAGACCCGCUCGGUCUGCCAGUUCCACUACACGUCCUGGCCGGACCACGGCACGCCCACCUCCCCGGAUCCUCUGCUGGCCUUCUGGCAACUGCUGCGGAGCAGCCGGCUGGACGUCAACAAGAUCGCGGGACCCCCCAUUGUCCACUGCAGCGCGGGCGUGGGCCGGACGGGGACCCUCUUGGCGCUGGAUUAUCUCCUGCGGCAGUUGGACCGAGAGGGCCGGGUCGGGGUCUUCAACUUCGUGCAGAGGAUGAGGUGGUAUCGCCCGCUCAUGGUGCAGACGGAGGAGCAGUACGUCUUCCUCCAUCAGUGCAUCCUUCGCUGGAGGAGGGGCUCUCCCCAUCCUCCGGAGAGGGGGAUCCGGACAGACGAGCUCCUGUCCUCGGUUCCUCCACCUUUCCCGGCCGCUCCGGGGAUCGCGUGUCCGCCCUGGGACCCGGAGAGAGGCUUCAGGAUGAGCGCCGUCCGCCGCUCGGCCAUCAUGGCCACGCAGCUCCCAGCAACCCCAACUGGACUCCCCCACAAUGGCACCCAAACCCCCAGAAAGGAGGACGUCUUUGCAAAUAUGAAGGACAAAUUUAUGAACCGGCUCAGCAAACUGCCUGUUCCCCCCUGGGCCCUGGCCACCAUCCUCAUCCUCGCUGGCCUCCUCCUGCUCUGCUGCUGCAUCUGCAUCUGUAAGAAAUGUUGUGGUCGGAAGAAGGGCAAGAAGGCCAAAGGCAAGGCCCAGAUCCAUUUGAAGGAGGUCAAGGAGCUGGGCAAGAGCUACAUAGACAAGGUGCAGCCCGAGGUGGAGGAGUUGGGCCCGGAGCUGGUAGGGGACGGGAAGCCGGAGAAGGAGGCAGAGCAGCUGGGCCGGCUCCAGUAUUCCCUGGACUAUGAUUUCCAGAGCAGCCAGCUGAUGGUGGGGGUCCUCCAGGCCGCAGACCUGGCGGCCCUGGAUAUAGGGGGCACAUCGGACCCCUACGUCAAGGUCUUCCUGCUCCCCGACAAGAAGAAGAAGUAUGAGACCAAAGUCCACCGCAAGACCCUGAACCCCAUCUUUGGGGAGACCUUCUCCUUCAAGAUUCCAUACGCGGAGCUGGGCGGGAAGGUGUUGGUGAUGGCGGUCUACGACUUCGACCGCUUCUCCAAGCACGACGCCAUCGGCGAGGUCCGCGUGCCCAUGAGUUCCGUGGACCUGGCCCGGCCCAUCGAGGAGUGGCGGGACCUGCAGUCUGCCGAGAAGGAAGAGCAAGAGAAGCUGGGAGACAUCUGCUUCUCCCUGCGCUACGUCCCCACUGCUGGCAAACUGACCGUCAUUGUGCUGGAGGCCAAGAAUCUCAAGAAGAUGGACGUGGGGGGGCUUUCUGAUCCAUAUGUGAAGAUCCACCUGCUGCAGGGAGGGAAGCGGCUGAAGAAGAAGAAGACCACCAUCAAGAAGAAUACGCUCAACCCCUACUACAACGAGUCUUUCAGCUUUGAGGUGUCCUUUGAGCAAAUCCAGAGGGUGCAGGUGGCACUAACGGUGUUGGACUACGACAAGCUGGGGAAGAACGAGGCCAUCGGGAAGGUGUUUGUGGGGCUGGGGGCAGGCGGCACGGAGCUGCGCCACUGGUCAGACAUGCUGGCCAACCCCCGGCGGCCCAUCGCCCAGUGGCACACCCUGAAGCCCGAGGAGGAGGUGGACACCUUGCUUGCCGGGCGGCCCUCCUGAACCGGGAGGCUCUGUGCCCCCUGCCCUCCCCGGCUUCCUUCCUUGGGACAAGGGACCCACAGCUUGAUGAGACGGGACAGAACCUCCUUUGUCCCCUCUCCGGCCCCUCUGUCUCCCCCUUUCUCCCCUCCCCGCCCCCGGCCUUUUCUCUUUCCCUCCCCCAGUCGACUCCCGACCCUCUGCCUUGAUCCCCUUUGCCUCCUCCUCUGUUUCCUCGCUUGGCCCUCUCUUCAUUUGCCCAGCCUGAGACCCAGGCAUGACAAUCAAACCAAAUCAGCAUGGAAGGCUGGCGGAGAGGGCAGGGGUGGAAAUACCUUCGAGAAAUGGGGGAAGGAUGAUGGGAAAGAAAGAGUGGGAGGGAGGGACCCCCUAGCCUGCCCCCUCACUCCUCCGUUUCUUCCACCUUGAGAUGCCAUCAAGGCCAAAUGACAGUGUUUAGAAGAGACUGGAGCUGGGGAGGGGUGUCUCUGAAGUUGCCUCUUGCCCCUCCCCAUUGGUUUCUGCUUUGACAAUCUCCACUCCCCCCACUUCUCCCCGUGCUCCCUCUGAAAACUAGAUGCUGAAAGGGAAGAUAACCUUCCCAUCCUCGGGUCCCUCCUGAGGGUAGCCAUCUUGUCCGGUUGCCUCCAUUCCCUCGGGUGGUGAGUUUUCCAGGCUCCCAUGACUUUCAGCCCUCAAGAGUCUCAACCCUCUGGAGUGGAGGGAGGCUCCCCCCAUUUAGCCUCUCUCCCCCUCCCAGUUGAGGGUCCAUGGGAUCGUGUCCCUCCGUCUGGAAUUUUCUUCCUCAGAGAGAAAACGGAGGCCAAGGGAUGUGUGUGAUCAUGGGAGCCGUGAGCACAGACCCUGCAGUCCCCCCACAUGUGUAGGGAAGAGGGGGUGACUCUGCUUCUCCCCUCCCAUAUUCCCCACCUCGCUUUCCCCCUUUCUAUCAGCGUUGUUCAGAACGGGUUUACCUAUGGCUGCACUGGAGGUUUGUUUUCCAGGACUGAAUAAAAGGCAGAGCGAGCUAUAGAUUUAACAAGUCUUGGCUGGUUCCCAUUGGCUUCGGUCCUAAUGCUCUCCCUUCCUGAUGUACCCCGUUUCCGCUCCCUCUAUCCAUUAAUUGAGCAUUCCUGGACUCCGGAUCUGCGUUCCACCCGUUUCCCGAACCACGCUUUCUGCUGGCAGAUGCACUGCUGUUUCUCAGAAGCAGCUGCGAUUCAGGAGGGAGGGGAGAGAGAAAGAAUGAGAGAGAAGGGGUGUGUGUGUGUGUGUGUCUGUGUGUCUGUGUGUCUGUGUGUCUGUGUGUCUGUGUCUCUCUCUACUCAGAUUCUCCGUUAACACGGACUCCGCUUUGGAGCUGCGCAACUUAGGAACCGGAUCCUCUAGACUGUAAGCUCACUGUGGGCAAGGGAUGCGUCUGUUAUAUUGUUAUAUCGUCCUCUCCUAAGCGCUUAAUACAGUGUUCUGUGCACAGUGAGCGCUCAAUAAAUACGACUGAAUGAAU
Tachyglossus aculeatus (Australian echidna) is the source of this 6736-nucleotide messenger RNA. Its product is annotated as receptor-type tyrosine-protein phosphatase H-like. Gene Ontology annotation, biological process: protein dephosphorylation. Lineage: Eukaryota; Metazoa; Chordata; Mammalia; Monotremata; Tachyglossidae. Gene Ontology annotation, molecular function: protein tyrosine phosphatase activity; protein binding. The transcript is spliced from 31 exons. The record is from RefSeq and is a predicted model, not a curated record. The coding region runs from base 139 to 5250 and encodes 1703 amino acids.